CUUCUGGGUGCGCUAGAGCGAGAGAGAGAGAGCGAAAGCGCCGAGGAAGCAGCGAAAGGAGCAGCCGCCGGGCGAGACCACUCGGCGCCAGGAAAAGGGGGGGGCUCUCUGUCUUUGGGGAGAGACCACCGUCAGAGGCGGGAGGGGGGAGGAGAAAAAAGAGCGGGAAGGAAGGAAGGAAGGGAAGAAAGAAAGCGAGGGAGUUUCUCUUCUGGGCUUGGGCGAUACCAUUGCGCGUCGGGAGGGGGGGAGGGGGGAAUAGGAUAGAGAGCAUAGGAAGGGAGGAACCAUUUUACAGAUCUGAGCGGGGGGGGGGCAGGGAAUACAUUAGAAGCUUUUUGGGCGGUUGGGCGGGCUUUUUUGAGACAGUUUAGGCUUUAUUUUGUGUUUAGAAAAAGGGGUAUCACUAGCCUGAUUUCUACAUUAUUAUAGUAUUUAUUAAGAGUCUUGUUUGUGUGAGGGUUUUAGUCAGAACUGGGAAAAAACCGUUGGCCAGAGUGACGCCAUCUUUGCUUAUUUUGAGGCAGUUGACAGGCAGCGUCGCCUGAGGGGAAAAAAAGGCGGCAGAGGGGGGUUUGAGAUAUAUAUAUAUAUAUAUAUAUAUAUAUAUAUAUAUGUAUAAAAUAUUAUAAUAUACUAUAAUAGGGGCUAAUUAGGUUUAGCUUCCUUAAAAAGUACCUCAGGAAGUCUACCUGUGGAAAAGUAACGCUAGAAUAACUUCUGGCUAGGCCUCCAAAACACUUCAUUAAUGUAUAAUAUUACAUAUAUAUAAUAUAUAUACUGAUUUAAGGGGGCAUUAUUAAGCUUAGUUUCUAGAAAAGUACCGAUAUAUUUAAAAGGAAGGUUUAAUUAGGGUUAUUGUAUAUAUAUUAAAAAGGGGGUAUUAAUAAGGGUUAUUUGCUAGAAAAGUACCUCAGCAAAUACACCUGUGGGCAGGUAAAGUUUCCCCACUGGUAUGCAUAAAUAGAUAUAUCUUAAAAGGAGGGUUUUAAUUAGAAUUAUUUGCUAGAAAAGUACCUCAGUGAAUACACCUGUGGGAUGGUAAAGCUUCCCCACUGGCCAUAUAGAUAUAUAUUAAAAGGAAGGUUUUAAUUAGGGUCAUUUUCUAGAAAAGUACCUCAGCAAAUACAUCUGUGGGAAGGGCAAGAUUCCCCAUUGGCUAUAUUAUAUAUAUAUAUUUAAAGGAGGGUUAUUUGUUAGAAAAGUACCCCAAGGAAUCCACCUGUGGGAUGGUAAAGCUUCCCUAAAAGGGUUUUUUAAAUUAAGGUUAUUAUCUAGAAAAGCACCCCAGCAAAUACACCUGAGGGAAGGUAAAUUUUCCCCACUUUAUAUAUAAUAUAUAUAUAUAUUAAUUAGGGCUAUUUUCUAGAAAACUGCCUCAGCGAAUCUACCUGUGGGACCGUAAAGCUUCCCCACUGGCCAGAUAUAUAUAGAUAUUUAUGUAUAAACAUAUAUAUUAAAAGGAGAAUUUUUAUUAGGGUUAUUUUCUAGAAAACUGCCUCAGUGAAUCCACCUGUGAGACGUAAAGCUUCCCCACUACUACAGUUACUCCUGGCCAUAGAUAUAGAUAUUAAAAGGGAGGUAUUGAUUAGGGUUAUUUUCUACGAAAGUGCUUGAGGGAAUCCACCUGUGGGAAGGUAACACCUCUUUGCUACCAGAACAACUCCUGCAAGGCUCUUACCUGUUCGCUCAGGUGUGUUCACCCGCCUUGCUGCUGCGCUUCGUGGAAACCCUGCCCAUUCUUGGAGGAAGCCAACCCAGAUUGACAGGGCCUGAUCUGGAUUAAUUGGGCACCUGCCGCCCCUUCAGGAUAACCUUUCUUUGGGACAAAGCGAAGCCAACCGAGACUAUGGGCUUUCUUUCUCUUGGAGAAUAAACUCAGAAGAUCUGUGACUCUUCUUCCUGGAUUCCUAUUUGGUUUUUUUUUCUUCCUCCAUCUCUCUUCCAACUGGGACAAAAAAGGAGAGAUUAAAAGGAUAAGAACCCAAUUAGCUUUUGGAAGCAACGUGGCCUCACACCUGGAUUAGAAGAGCCUUUUGGAAUAUAAAGAGUUGAAGGGGCCUCGGAAGAAAAGGAUAUCUGGGAGAGAACCUGGACUUCUUUCCCUGCCUGGGAACUGAUGUUGAGGGGGAGCUGACGUUUGGAAAUUACCGCAGGGUUCUCUCUGUCCGAGCAAACCAUGGAUGUGUGGUCCAGGAUCACCGUGUGGCUCCUCUGUGGUGUCCUCCUGCAGCAGGGACGAGGGGAGAGGGCCCCCGGCACUCACCUGGAUGAAGCCACCAUUGCAGAGUUCUGCCGCAUCGACCAGCCCUUGUGCAACAAUGAGGAUGAGCAGCUCAGCUUUGAGGCAGUCCGCAACAUCCACAAACAGAUGGACGACGAUGCCAAUGGCAAUGUGGACGUGGAAGAAAGCGACGAGUUCCUGCGGGAAGACUUGAAUUAUCACGACCCGACCGUCAAGCACAGCACUUUCCAUGGGGAGGACAAGCUCAUCAGCGUUGAGGAUCUCUGGAAGGCCUGGAAAGCCUCCGAAGUGUACAAUUGGACGGUGGACGAGGUGGUUCAGUGGCUGAUCACGUACGUGGAGCUCCCUCAGUACGAAGAGACCUUCCGACGGCUGCAGCUCACAGGCCACGCUAUGCCCAGAUUGGCCAUCACCAAUGCCACCAUGACCGGGGCUGUCCUGAAGAUGACCGACCGGAGCCACCGGCAGAAGCUGCAACUCAAGGCCUUGGACACCGUCCUCUUUGGGCCUCCCCUCCUGACGCGUCACAACCACCUGAAAGACUUCAUGUUGGUGGUGUCCAUUGUGAUCGGGGUGGGUGGCUGCUGGUUUGCCUACAUCCAGAACCGCUACUCCAAGGAGCACAUGAAGAAGAUGAUGAAGGACCUGGAGGGCCUCCACCGGGCCGAGCAGAGCCUCCACGAUCUCCAGGAAAGGCUGCAGAAGGCGCAGGAGGAGCACCGCACAGUGGAGGUGGAGAAGGUCUCUCUGGAGAAGCGUCUCCAGGACGAGAUCAGCAUGGCCAAGCAGGAGGCCCACCGGCUGCGGGAGCUGCGCGAGGGCACCGAGAACGAGCUCAGCCGCCAGAAGUACGCCGAGCAGGAGCUGGAGCAGGUCCGGAUGGCACUGAAGAAUGCGGAGAAGGAGCUGGAGUCGCACAGCAGCUGGGCCGCCCCAGAAGCCCUCCAGAAGUGGCUGCAGCUGACCCACGAGGUGGAAGUCCAGUACUACAACGUCAAGAAGCAGAACGCCGAGAAGCAGCUGCUCCUGGCUAAGGAGGGGGCUGAGAAAAUAAAGAAGAAGCGCAACACUCUCUUUGGCACGUUCCAUGUGGCGCACAGCUCCUCCCUGGACGAUGUGGAUCACAAAAUCUUGACCGCCAAACAAGCCCUGAGCGAGGUGACGGCAGCCCUGAGGGAGCGGCUGCACCGCUGGCAGCAGAUUGAGAUGCUCUGCGGCUUCCAGAUCGUCAACAACCCGGGGAUCCAUGCGCUGGUGGCCGCCCUGAACAUCGACCCGGCCUGGGUGGGCUCCGCCUCCGCUGCCACGCGGGCCAACGCCUCCCACUUCAUCAUGACCGACGACAUGGACGACCUCGACGAGGAGAUCGUUUCUCCCAUCUCCAUGCAAUCGCCUUCUUUGGCCAGCAGCGUCCGCCAGCGCCUCGUGGACCCCCAGCUCGCCUUGGGAUCGCAGAGGUUGGUAGAGAGCCAGGCCGAGGCGGGGCCCCUGGUCCACUACUUGCCCGGCGGAAGGGUCACUCUGCGCCGGAUGCCCAGCAUCUCCGGCGGGCAGCCCUUCGGCACAGACGUCCAUGGUGCCUCUGCCUCCUCUGCCACCGGCGCGGCCUCCUCUCUCCCUCCUCCUUCCUCCUCCUGCUCCUCCGCCGGCCACGCGCUGCCCAUCCUCUACCACCACACCACCUCCUCCUACAUCCUCCAGAUGGACGCCCUGCCCAACCUGCCCCCGCCGGACGUCACCUCCGGGACCCGCGGCCGCGCCGACAGCUUUGGGGACCUCUCCCGUUCGGACUCGGACUCCUCCAUCCCGCACCUGAGUGACAACCAGCGCAUCCCAGGCUCCUCCUCGGCCUCCAAGCUGCUGACCGCCCGGCCUACUUCCACCGCCACUGCCGGCCUCCUGAACAAGUCCAUGGAGGAGGUGGGGCCCUCCAGCCUCCCGGCCCUCGGGGGCCCCUCUCCCGGCAGCAGCUGCAGCCGUCACGCGGAGGGGGGCCCGUCCUCCUUGCCGGAGCAUCUCGCCGAGAGCCCCAUCGUGCUGAAGAAAGCGCUGAUGCUGAACCACGGCGGCCUGGAGAAGGCCACCAGCCUAGGAGAGAUCUCCCAUUCCGGUGGUGGGGGAACGGGGGCCUCGGGGGGCUCCCGGCACAGCCCCUCCGACUCCUCACGCUCGCACAGCCCCAGCUCCACAGAGCCGGAGACCCCCUCGCCCACCUCGGAGGGGGGCCGCCCCAACAGCCUGGGCAAGGGCAACAGCCGCAUCCCGCACCUGGCCUCCAAGAAGAGCGCGGCCGGCGGCGAGGAAGACAGCGGCUCCACGGGCGAAGAGACCGACUCGGGGCCCGGCAAGAAGAAGUUCCCCCUCAAGAUCUUCAAGAAGCCCAAGAAGUAGCCGCCACCUCCGCCACCACUGGAAGGGGAACAGGAAGCCCAAAGCCCACCCCCAGGACAUGAGCCCCUCCCUCCGUGGCAGAAGAGCCGGGCCAGUUGAGGGGGGUGCAGGCCACACAGCAGGGGCCUCCCUCUCCCCCCGAGCACCUUAUGAAGGGGAGCGCCGCCCACCUGUCUGUCGCCCGGACCCCCACCUCCCUCCCCACUCCCUCCCUUUGCGGCUGCUGGGGCUGGAGGAGCCAAGAGGCCUAUUUAUUUGUAUUUGUCGGUGACCUCGGCCUGCCCCCGCUGACCCCCUCCAGCCCCAGCGGCCUUUGCUUUUGCUGCUGCUUCUGCUGCGCAUGGCUUCACUUCGGACCCCUCCUCAGUUUGGCACACUGGACUGGAAUGCCUUCUCUCUGGUUCCGUUCCCGGCAGGCCCAAGCCCUUCCCCAAAGCCAGGACGCCCCCUGAGAGUGAAAUGGGUCAGGGGGCUGCCUCAGAGUUGACCCCCUUCUCCUGGCUCAUAUGGAUAUAGAUACAGAGGGUCGUGGGGUUGGCUUUGCUCCCAUAGAGCCAGGCAACCGUGGAAGGGACCCCUCCCCAGUGCUCCCACCUUGGAGAGCAGGACCUUCCCACUUCCUUCACCUGGAGACCCACAGCUUUGCAGGGCAAGGGAGGCCUUCCUGAGGCACCAGCUUCCUACCCAAACGCCUGCAGGUUGCUCUCGCUCACUUGGGGGGUCUGCAGAAGCUGUGGCCCUUCAUUGACACCGGAGUGCCCUGCAGGCCUUUCACUCCUUGUCUUCCAUUUUGGGGAGGGGUCCUCCCUGGGCUUGCCAGCCAGAAAACAAGACCAGGGUUCCCCACAAUCACCCACUGCUGCCUUUGUUCUUUUCCUUUCCUUUCACUUGCAGCAACAUGCCUUUCCUUCCUUUUUGCCCUUCGACUGGCCAGCUUGGGGGGCUUGCCAAUCCUGCCCCCAGAGACCCUUGAGAGGGCGGCAGCCAUGGGGUCCCUCUUCCUGGACUCGCCCUGCUUCCGGCUGAAUGUUGCAGCCCCCUCCCCCUCUGCCUUGCCGCCAAGUGCCUGGAGACCCCCUUUGGCCCCCUCUGCUUUUCCCUGGGCCCCCUUUGGCCCCACGGCGGAGUCCGGCUCCCAAGGAGCCCCCCAGAAAGAGCGCCGCCUGCCCCUCAAUCCAGGGAGAGGGGCCUCUGGGCCAUGGAGCUGCCGCCACCGUCGCCGCCUCUUCUUUCAUUUCGUCCUCCUCCUCCCUGAGAGGAGACCCUCACUCUGCAUCUGCCCAAACGUCUUGGUUUUAUUUAACAGCCAUUUCAUAAAAACGGUUUUCAGUCCAAUAAAAGCAUGUAGACUCUUGUAA
Molecule: messenger RNA, 5994 nt
Organism: Anolis carolinensis (green anole)
Lineage: Eukaryota; Metazoa; Chordata; Lepidosauria; Squamata; Anolidae
Gene: stim1
Product: stromal interaction molecule 1
Exons: 13
Coding region: 2180-4636 (818 amino acids)
Biological process (GO): intracellular calcium ion homeostasis; activation of store-operated calcium channel activity; store-operated calcium entry
Cellular component (GO): plasma membrane; endoplasmic reticulum
Molecular function (GO): protein binding; calcium ion binding; calcium channel regulator activity
Source: RefSeq, a predicted model, not a curated record